This is a messenger RNA of Syngnathus acus (greater pipefish), 3599 nucleotides long. Its product is annotated as thyrotropin-releasing hormone-degrading ectoenzyme-like. The transcript is spliced from 21 exons. The coding region runs from base 338 to 3379 and encodes 1013 amino acids. NCBI's taxonomy places the organism in Eukaryota, Metazoa, Chordata, Actinopteri, Syngnathiformes, Syngnathidae. Gene Ontology annotation, cellular component: cytoplasm. The record is from RefSeq and is a predicted model, not a curated record. Gene Ontology annotation, molecular function: peptide binding; metalloaminopeptidase activity; zinc ion binding. Gene Ontology annotation, biological process: proteolysis; peptide catabolic process.
CCUCCUCCUCCUCCUCUUCAUCCUCCUGCACGAGGAUGUGAGAGCAGCAGCAGCAGCAGCAGCAGCGGCGGCAGCGGCAAGCUGACAAGUUGACGACCAAAUUUUCAGACGCCGUGCCAUGUUACACAGCACACGGCAUGCUUCGACUUUGUUAAGCGGCAACAUAAAGCAGCCGGCCGGCCGGUCGCCUCAGCGGAGGAGCGGAACCUUCUCAGCCUGCAUUUGAUGUCCGCCGUGGAGCCGUCCGCCGCCGUGCCGUGCUCGAGAUGCUUUGUGCCUUCCGGCUGAGCGGACUUGCUGCGUGACACCUCGGCCCGUGGCAGCAAAGUUCCCCCUCAUGGGCCCGCGUGACCUGACGUCGGGCGUCACGGCCAGCGGGCGCAGGAUGUCCGAGCAGUGGGCGGCGUCCGUGACGGGAGGGCGUCCGCGCGUGGUCGGCGGCGAGCGUCCGGCCAGCGUCCGCAAGCGGCUCGUCGCCGCCUUUGCGCUGUCUGUGGUGACGCUGGUGGCCGUGGCCGCCGUUGCCGUGGCGCUGGCCGUUCGCUUCCAGGAGUGCGGGGGAGGAGACGAGGAGGAGGAGGCCGGGGGCCCGCCGGGCACCGACAGGCCGAGCGGCGGCAGGGGGGAGCGGGUGUCGGCGGCCGAGGAGGAGGAGCCGUGGAGGAGGAGCCGGCUGCCCGACGCCGUCAGGCCGCGCCACUACGACCUCAACGUGGCCGUCCACAUGGACAACUUCACCUUCUCGGGUGACGUCGGCAUCGACGUGGAGUGCCUCAAAGCCACCAGGUUCAUUGUGCUGCACGCCGACAGACUGGAGGUGUCGAGCGUGGCGGUGACGGCCAAGCGGCCGGGGGGCGGAGCCGUCCGCGUCCAGCGCCACUUUGCCUUCCCGGCCAAUCAGAUGCUGGUGCUGGUCCUGCACCGAGAGCUGAGAGCUUCCAGGACGUACCGCCUCGACGUCACCUUCGAGGCCGCCAUCGAGGACGAGCUGCUGGGAUUCUUCAGGAGCUCCUACGGCCUCGGCGGCCAGAGACGGUACCUGGCGGUGACCCAGUUCAGCCCGACGCACGCCCGCAAGGCCUUCCCGUGCUUCGACGAGCCGGCCUUCAAGGCCACCUUCUCGCUCAGCCUGCGUCACCACGCUCGCUACACGUCGCUGAGCAACAUGCCGGCGCUGGAGGACGCCGCCGGGGAGGACGCCGCCGGGGAGGACGGCUGGACCACGCGGCGCUUUGCGCGCACGCCGCCCAUGUCCACCUACUACCUGGCUUGGGCCGUGUGCGACUUUGCAUCCAGGGAGACCAGCACGGAAGGCGGAGUGACGAUCCGUUUGUUGGCCCGACCGGACGCCAUAGCCAGCGGUGCGGGCGACUACGCGCUUCACAUCACCAAGCGUCUUCUGGCCUUCUACCAGGACUUCUUCAAGGUGGCCUACGCGCUGCCCAAACUCGACUUGCUGGCGGUGCCCAAGCACCCGUACGCCGCCAUGGAGAACUGGGGCCUGAGCGUCUUUGUGGAGCAGAAGAUCCUCCUGGACGCCCAAGUCUCGUCGGCGUCCUACCAGAUGGAGCUGACCAUGGUGGUCGUCCACGAGAUCUGCCACCAGUGGUUCGGCGACCUGGUGACGCCGCUGUGGUGGGAGGACGUGUGGCUGAAGGAAGGCUUCGCCCACUACUUUGAGUACGUGGGCACCGACUUCCUCUUCCCCAAGUGGAACAUGGAGAAGCAACGCUUCCUGACGGACGUCCUCCACGAGGUAAUGCUGCUGGACGGCCUGAGCUCCUCUCACCCCAUCUCGCAGGAGGUGCGGGACGCCGCCGACAUCGACCGCGUCUUCGACUGGAUCGCAUACAAAAAAGGGGCGGCGCUGAUCCGUAUGCUGGCCAACGUGAUGGGACAGCGACUCUUCCGGAAAGGACUGAACGAUUAUCUGCUGAGUCACAUGUACGGCAACGCGGCGCGCGACGACCUCUGGAAGAAACUGUCUGAGGCCAUGCGCUCCGAAGGGCGGGACAUCGACGUCGGCGCCGUGAUGGACAGGUGGACUCUGCAAAUGGGUUACCCCGUGGUCACCAUCAGCAAGAACCCGGCGGGGCAGCUGGCCACGCGUUACAUCAGCGUCAGCCAGGAGCACUUCCUCUACGGACAGGACGGCGGGCGGGGCAACAGCAGUUUCCAGUGGCAGGUGCCGUUGACAGUUGCCGUGGGAAACGGCUCCCGGGUGUCUUCGGAGACGCUCAUCUGGAUCCACAAUAAGACAGAAAGUCACGUGAUGAGCGAGAUGGACGACAAGACCUGGUUGCUGGGCAACAUCAACCAGACGGGCUACUUCCGCGUCAACUAUGACCUCCAAAACUGGAAGCUGCUGAUUGAGCAGCUGCACGCCGACCCGCAGGUCAUCUCUGUCGCCAACCGCGCCGGGCUCAUCGACGACGCCUUUAACCUGGCCAGGGCGGGUUACCUCCCGCAGGGCGUGCCGCUACAGCUGAUGGCCUACCUGCCCGAGGAGGCGUCCUUCCUGCCCUGGCACGCCGCCAGCCGGGCGCUCUACCAGCUGGACAAGCUGCUCGACCGCACUGACGAUUACAACCUCUUCAGCGACUAUGUGCUGAAGCAAGUGGCAACGCGCUACCAUCAGAUGGGCUGGCCCAGCAACGCUGUUAAUGGCGAAGGCGGCGUCCUGCAAGCAGCUUACCAGACUGAGGAGCUGCAGCGGGAGCUAAUCAUGUUAGCGUGUAGCUUCGGAAACAAGCAGUGCCACCGACAGGCCGUGGCGUACAUCUCGGACUGGAUCUCCAGCAACAAGAACAGGAUCCCGCCCAACAUCCGCGACGUGGUCUACUGCACGGGCGUGAGUCUGAUGGAUGAAGACGUCUGGGAGUUCAUCUGGAUGAAGUUCCACUCGUCAAACGCCGUCUCCGAGAAAAAGAUCCUGUUGGAGGCGCUCACCUGCUCCGAUAACGCCUUCCUGCUCAACAGGUUGCUCAACCUGUCGCUGACGUCGGAGCUGGUGGCCGAGCAGGACGCCAUCGACGUCAUCAUCCACGUGGGCCGCAACCCUCGAGGCCGCAACUUGGCGUGGCGCUUCUUCCGCGACAAGUGGGACGUCCUGGACGCCAGGUACGGUGAGGCGCUCUUCAUGAACUCCAAGCUGAUUAGCGGCGUCACCGAGUUCCUCAACACAGAGAAGGAGCUGGACGAGUUGAAGGAGUUCAUCCGAUCCAGUGGAGAGGGGGCGGGCCCCGCCAUGCCCCGGGCGCUGGAGAUCGUGAAGGGCAACGUGCGCUGGCACCGCCUCCACCGGCGACACUUGUACCAGUGGCUGCGCAAAGGUCCCGUCCGCCGCUCUCCGCCGGGCGACGUCUCGCUUGCAGCUUAACCACUCGGAAGGACUCGUGCGAUUGAUUCUCGCUCACUUACCGGCCGCACCCGGAGAGAACAAAAGCAAGUGGGCGGCCGUUAGCGGCGAGUGGCUGACAGUCACGUGAGUGACGCUAAUGUCAGAUAGCAGGUUUUGUCAUCAGUUGGGCUCCGAACGCAUCGGCCGGCCGCAGCAUGCCUUUUUGUGACAACUCGUUUUCUUGACUUUGUGGACAAAA